Caenorhabditis elegans is the source of this 1443-nucleotide messenger RNA. It is a transcript of the gene xbx-9, whose product is annotated as XK-related protein. Lineage: Eukaryota; Metazoa; Nematoda; Chromadorea; Rhabditida; Rhabditidae. The record is from RefSeq and is marked reviewed.
AAUCUCAGCUUCAAUAAAAUCCCAACUAUUGAAGUGAUAUAAAGAUCGUGUAACCAUGUCGACGGACAUGGACCCAGUCCCGGGUCUUCCUUUACUUACCACUCUUUUUUGUAAUUCAACAACUGUGAAGAAAAAAGUGAAGAUAAGCUGUGAUUUUCCUGAUGAACUCUACACAAAGAAAGCAUUUUACGGAGGACCAAUUGGAGCUGGACUCUCCGCAAUUGAAGUUUCAAUCAUCGCAGUUUUCUUUCUGCUUUCUUUGAAAAUGAAGCGUGAUAUCACGAAGGUCUUUCUGACUAUUGUCUACAUUCCACUUGGACUGUCAUCUCUGUUCAAGAUUGCACUGGCUAUCUACAGUAUCAUGCUUGGAGCUUAUGGAUGGUGGUACAUGGUUUUUCUGAUGUUCUUCAACUGGUUUUACACUACAGCAGUCCUCACUACAUCCAUUGGAUCUGUGAUUUUUCUCUCGGCGUUGAUUGUAAUUGCAAGGAAAAGACAAAACUUUAAUCCUUGUGAUUCAUGGACAUCUUACUUUGCUGUGCUCUUCUUUGCUGCUAUACUCUCUGGUUCAUAUCAUUUCAUCGCAUCCCAAUGGAACCCACUUCCUGCUUCUGCACUGUUUUUUACCUACCUUUUGUGCACAGUGGGAAUCAUUGCCGAGCUUCUAGUGUGCUUGUGUGUUGGAUUAAUGUGCAAACCAAAACCAGCAGCCGGAACAAACAUGGCAGUUCUGACUGGUGAUCCAGUUGUCGAUGAUGCACGUAGCCGUCUUGGUUUUGGAGCAGCUGCUGUAAUUGUAAUGAAUAUUCCUCAAUGGUUUGAGUUUUAUGUGAAAAUCGCCGAACUUUUCGCGCCAUACCUUUGGAACUCGGACGAUGAAAAAACUGUAUACUACACUGCACUGGCAAUUCAACUUCUGACAUUUGACACUGUUCGUUUGUUCAUGAGCCUGUUCAUGCUAGUUGCCUUCUUCCUAACCGUUUCAUCAAGAUUUGCCAUUGAUCAAUGGAUUCGUCGUCAACAUCACCCAACUGGAAAUCCAACCGCCACACAGAACAAGGUCUUCAUCGCAACCCAAAAUCAACCAUUGCUAAUGGAUACCGGAGAGAAAAAGAGUCCACCACCACCAACACCUCCAAAUCCUCCAGUUAAUCAUGCUAUUGCUCCAGUCGCUCAACAUCCUCAACCCAUGCCAAUUCCCCACCAAGUACCUUCGCCAGCUCAUGGUGCAGCUCAUGGUCAUCCACAAGCUCCACCAAUGUAUCCUGGAAUCGGAUUCGCUCCUGGUAUGCUUCAACUUCCACAAAACAUGCAAACAACAAUUGUCUAUACUCCAUCAAUGGCAUAUGAUAACGGACAUCCUGCAGCUCAAGUGAACUAAGAGCUUAAGAGUUUUAAGUUAAUUUGAAUUUUUCAUUUUCACUAAAUAAACUCCCUGUUAAC